AUAAGAGUCCCGUGCAAGAAUUAAGAUUCCACAAACAUAGUUUUAUGAUUUCAUCACUCUAUUGACCUUUCUUCUCUUUAGAAGUUAUGGUAUUUGUCACUCUUAUUAUUCAUUUCCAUAAGCUUUGGAUUCAUGGAUUUUAAUUGUAACAAAAAUAAACCUUACUCUUCUUCUUCUUCUUCUUCUUCUUCUUCUUCUUAUUUUUUUUUUUCUUCUUUUCAUUUUCGCUUUUUCCUCUUUGGUUUUUAUUGCUGGGAUUGGGAAUUCUUAACUGCUCUUCUCCUUUUCAGUUUUUUUUCUUAAUUAAGCUUUUUCAAUUCUACACCGUAAUAAACAUACUUUUUUACUUUAUUUUUUUUUUCCUUUUAUUGAUACAUCAAGUUUAUACAAGGAAAAAUACAUAUAUAGAUUUUUUGUUUAUAUUUUAAAGAAUCAAAAAAACAUAGUAGAUUUAAUUUGUGAGGUAGGUGAAGGGUAGAUCGGGAAGAAAAAAUGUCACGAUCGGCGCCGGCACCGUUUUUAACCAAGACUUAUCAGAUGGUGGAUGAUCCUUUUACUGAUGAUGUGAUUUCUUGGAGUGAAAUUGGUAACACUUUUGUUGUGUGGAAACAUGCUGAUUUUGCUAGAGAUUUGCUUCCAAAGUACUUUAAGCACAACAAUUUCUCAAGCUUUGUUCGUCAACUCAACACCUAUGGGUUCCGAAAAAUUGUCCCCGACAAAUGGGAAUUCGCCAACGAGAAUUUCAAGCGAGGCCAGACGGAGCUGCUGCCAGCAAUCAAGCGGCGGAAGACGGUGUCCCAUUUGACCGCAGCAGGGAAAUCCGGCGCCAUCGGUGGAAACUCGGCGUCAAACUCCGGCGGCGAGGACAUGGGUUCAACCUCAACAGGAUCAAUAGAACCAACGACCCAGUGCACUGAUUUAUCGCGCGAGAAUGAGAAAUUGAAAAAAGACAACGAGAAACUGGGUUGUGAGUUGGCACGUGCAAAGAAGCAGUGUGAUGAGUUGGUAGGUUUUCUUCGUGACACUUUUAAUGUGGGUCCGGAUCAGAUUAACCGCAUCAUUCGGGAAGGAACAAGUGGGUCCAGCCAUGAUACGGUGCGUUUUGAUGAUGACGAUAUUGCGGUAGGUGAAUGUGAAUGUGAAGAAGGAGAAAAAUUAAAACUGUUUGGUGUUUGGUUGAAGAGUGAAGAAGGGAAGGAGAAUGCGAAGAUUACAAAUGGUAAGAGUAAUUGUCGCAAGAGAGGACGUGAAGACACAAUUGGUGGUGCCAACAAUGAGUUGAACACUGUUGUCUAGGACACAUGAUAUGGUUGUUAUUACAAAGUAUACAGUACUUUUAAGAUAUUUUAGUUUGAACUUUGAACAAUUGCUCAUCACUAAAAGGUGUAUGGCUUUUAUACAAAAUGGUAAUUGUUAAUUGGAUAUUUUGCAGUAUUUAAUGUGUCGUGUUUGCUUA
Messenger RNA from Cicer arietinum (chickpea), 1456 nucleotides. It is a transcript of the gene HSFB1B, whose product is annotated as heat stree transcription factor B-1b. Gene Ontology annotation, biological process: regulation of transcription by RNA polymerase II. NCBI's taxonomy places the organism in Eukaryota, Viridiplantae, Streptophyta, Magnoliopsida, Fabales, Fabaceae. Gene Ontology annotation, cellular component: nucleus. The record is from RefSeq and is a predicted model, not a curated record. Gene Ontology annotation, molecular function: RNA polymerase II cis-regulatory region sequence-specific DNA binding; DNA-binding transcription factor activity.